This is a messenger RNA of Magallana angulata, 9071 nucleotides long. RefSeq names its product rap guanine nucleotide exchange factor 2-like. The transcript is spliced from 29 exons. Gene Ontology annotation, biological process: positive regulation of GTPase activity; Ras protein signal transduction. The record is from RefSeq and is a predicted model, not a curated record. Bases 2256 to 6965 code for a protein of 1569 amino acids. Lineage: Eukaryota; Metazoa; Mollusca; Bivalvia; Ostreida; Ostreidae. Gene Ontology annotation, cellular component: plasma membrane; apical plasma membrane. Gene Ontology annotation, molecular function: guanyl-nucleotide exchange factor activity; protein binding.
ACAUUGAUUUGGAAUUUAAAAUGAUGAAAUAUUCUAGUAUUAUUAAACAUAUAGUGUGCUAUAAAUUUCAAAAUACAGAGAUGAAAAGACAGAAUAAAAUUUAGGACGUUAACAGUCCUUUUAAGUACAAAGAGCAACAGUGAUAGAAAUGGCUGCAACCAUUGAACUCCUGCCUAAAGCUCCGGAAGUCCUCGGCCAUUCAGUAUUGACACAGACUCAAAACUGUAAUUACCAGCUUCCGACCCCUCUCAUGCAUGGAGGAAUAAUUGAUAGAUUGUAAUGGAAAAAACUAUUAAUUACUUAUAGAAUAUUGUGAAAAAUGAGAGCAGUUUGGACACAUUGUUCAUGCAGGGACUUGGAAACCUGACCUGGAGAGGGGGGAUACAUGUCUAGCAGCACUGCUCAAGUUGCAGACUGGUAGAUCUUAUCGUGUAAUGAUACACAAUGCAUCUUAAUCGGCGCAGGCAUUCUGACCUGAUUGCUGUGAAAUGCUAUCAAACAGACAUUGUUAAUUUUGAGAAGAAAGUCUUGAAGUUGACUUGUUUGAUACUUAGGGCGUGCACUUAUACUGGUGGCACCAAAUGCAGGGUCUGAGUUGCUCGAUGUAAAUAGCAAAUGUUGCUGUAAUAAUGAAUAGGCAUUUCUUCUAUGUGUGGAUAGAUUGGGAAAAUAUGCUAGCUAGCUUAUUGUAGAUGUUCCUGCUGUGGUAAGAAUUCUGAUAUCUCCACAAAGAUCUCAAACCAUCAAGUUAAUUAAAGAAACCCGGGGUCCCCCUUUUUAAAAAAUCUCUAUAAUAAAAGUAAAAUGCAAGGUCUGGCCACUUAGACUUAUUUUGCAAUGAUGCAAAAAAAAAAAAAAAUCCCUGUUCAUGGAACACGGUAGUUUAUGAGAACAGUAUGUUCAUUCAAUGCUGUUAACUGUGUCAGCAAUGUCAUGGUUGUUUUUAAAUGUAAUUCAAUAAAAUGACAUAACAAUAUUAAAACCUGUCAACAUUUGGCUCCAGUGCUUUAAAAACAGUUCAAAACAUCUAUCACGCGGACCGGAAGGAACGACUUAGUGGGGUCAGUUUUGUCUAGAAGAUUAAUACCACUGCCGAUUGCAUUGGUCAUUUGGUGCUAGUUUCUUGGACAAAUAAAAUUAGUUCCAGGUGCAAGGUAUCCCCUUUAUUAAGAUGGAAGUAUGCCUAGCAGAUGUUAGGGUCAUGCUAUAGAUUUUUUGGUCUCCUUUUCAUCCAAGCAGAUUCAAUGAAGAGAGGAAAAAAUCCGACAGACAAGAGCCGGGCACACUUGGCCUGUUUUGUUGGACAAUAUCGAAUUCCUGAUCUAGUGACAUUUCAUUAAACAGGUCCCAAAGAGCACCUGCCGGUUUUGUUAGACCGAAGUGGCUCGGAGUUGAUGUCUUUUAAACACUUGUUUGAUUUGCGUUAGUUCGGAAGGGUUUAUGGGUGUUGAAAUUUUACCUAUGUCUACACAGAAUGAUAUACUGUAAUCCUGCAUGCAUGAUCGGGUAUUGUUUGAGCAGAGAUCGACCAUUGAUUUAAUUUUAUUCAGUGUAUGGAUGCACUGGGUAAACUGAGUGAGAAAGCAGGAGGAUUGACGGAGGGAGCUUACAAAGUGAUUUGACUUGCAUUUUUUGGAUGUAUUUUUGUGGUUCGGAUAAAGAAGUUCAUUGUAGAGUGUUGAGACACAACAAAAAGUUUUAAAGAGGUUAUUAAAUUCCAGCACAAUGAAGACAAAAUACCUGGAUUACUACUUUACCUACACACCAUUUAAAGUGCAAGGCUGCAUGCGACAUGGAAAGCCAAAACCAUUCUCCCAUGUUCACCAAGACUCAGACUGGUGUUCUCAUUUGUCAUUCAGUUUUUCCGCCUGACUGGAUUUUUAUCUACGUUACCUUUGUGUAUAUUUAUAUAUAUCAGUGAACUUUAUGUGCAACUCUGUGACACUUUUCCAUUAACCAGCGAUUGUCAUUAAUUAGGGAGGUCUGUUGCUGGCCUGUGUGUAUCAAUGAGAGAUUACAGCCAGCUCAAAUAUCAGUGAUGAAACUGCAAGUACCUAGUACAUGCUGGGGUAGGAUAGCCCAAAGUCUGAUAUAAAACUGGGAACGAGUCUCAUAGUCUCAACAGAGAUAGUCAUCUGGCUUUAUAAUGGUGCUUUAUAUUGAUAGAGUAGCCAUGGGACUUUGGAAAUAGAUACACUGCAGCAUGAUUUGUUUGUGAUGUCAGCAGUGAAACUGUAAAUAAGAAAAAACUCAUCAUGUUUUUCUACAUUGUCGGCAAUUCCAACCUAUCUGGCAAUGAUGAGAAUCAACAGAUUGAUGUACAGGGAUCUGGACCUAUCCAUGAGCAGCUGUCAGCCAUUAAAAGUCAAAACUCUCUGGAAAAAUAUCAUAUACCCAAGCCAGAGUUGUCUAACCUGAUGUGCAGUGGCCAGGAGAACGAUGUAUCACGCUCACUGGGAAUUCCAACUACUCUGGAUGCUGGCAGCUUCAGCGAAGUUCAAGAACUUGGAGUUUUAGACUCUCCCUCAAAGGAAGUUUGUGUUUGUUGCCGGGAGCACAGUGGCUCAGAAAGUGAAUUGGACAGGAUGGAUUAUAUGUGUGAACAUAGAACUAGUGCAUCCGAAAAGUUGAAUUCUUGUUGUUGUUUGUUAAAAAGUUUAUCUGGUGAUGCUAAUGGAGCUGAAAAUUUAUGUGUUCAAAAAAUGUAUGAAUCAUCGUCUGGUAAACCAGUUCGAUAUGCAACACGUGUGCAUGCAGAAUUUGCCCCAAACAAAGUGCGACCAAAAAGUAUGUGUUCGGUGGGAACUAGAUGUGAAAUGAGAUCGCCUAGAAUACAGCCGGACAUACGCAUAGAAAAUGAUGAUGGAGUCUGGUCUCUUUCAGACUCUAGUGUUAAUUUUGAAAGUUUUGGUAAAAGAACACCAGGAUGUACCCGCCGGGCCAGCGAAUGUCUCAUUCUGGAGCCCUCCGAGAUGAUUGUUAUCGAUUAUCCUGAUGUCCAGAUUAUGAAAAACAGUCGCAGUGGACAAUGUAACAAUGUCAACAUCAACCGAAUGUUUGAUUUAGAGCACGAAGACCAAAAAUUAAGAAAAAUGCAUUGCGACACAGCAGUGGAACAGCUUCCACCGGAUUACAAAAACGAAAUGUUAUAUUCACGGAGUGAAAUGCAAAUGAAGAGAAGUUCCCGAGCCAGCGAUACAUCCAGUGCUUACUCUGGCUCCGACAUGAUGCAGUCUUCCAUUGAUGACCAAGAAAACCAGGACAUGGACCUCACUGGGAUGCAAGAGGGCUACGUGGACUCCGACGAGGAGGAGGACAAAUUGUCCAAUACGGAGUCUAUACGAGAUGCAGUCCAAGAAUGUCUCCAGAAAGAACCAAAAGACCGAACAGAAGAUGACAUUGAAACACUGCUGGAGUUCAUUCAGCAUUUCAGGGCGUUUGCCAACAUGACACAGCCUAUUCGCCGUGAGUUGUGCGCGGUGAUGGUGUUUGCUGUGAUUGAGCAGCGUGGGACUGUUGUGAUGAAGGAUGGAGAGGAACUGGAUUCUUGGUCAGUCAUUCUCAAUGGCCAGGUUGAAAUCGUCCACCCAGAGGGGUCCGCAGAGUUUCUCCAAAUGGGAGACAGUUUUGGGAUUUCCCCAACCCUGGAUAAGAUGUAUCACAAGGGGACAAUGAAGACCUUGUUGGAUGACUGUCAGUUUGUCUGUAUAGCUCAGGAGGACUACCACAGGAUUCUGGACAAGGGCAAAGAAAACACAGAGAAGCAUGUGGAGGAAGGGCAGGUUGUAAUGGUCACAGAACACAGGGUGUUUGAUAAUGGAAGCCGCAAAGGACAAAUUGUUAUCAGGGGAACACCGGACCACUUGAUGCAGCAUCUAGUGCAGGAGCACUCCAAUGUUGACAGAACAUAUGUAGAGGACUUUCUGUUGUGUUUUCGAAUCUUCAUUAAAGAUCCCAUGGAAUUAGCCGAUAGAUUGAAGAUUUGGUUCGAGACACCAAGUUACAGAAAUAAGGUGAUAAGAGUGGUGUUAUUCUGGGUCAACAACCACUUUGUGGACUUUGAAACCGAUGCCCCUCUCUGUGAAUUCCUGGAAAGCUUUGAGGGUCUUCUGGAGCGAGAGAUCAGCAUUGAAUCAAGUAGAAAGUUUAAAGCGGAUAUGACGGGACAGCUUAGGCUGUUGAACAUAGCUUGUGCCGCAAAGGCUCAGACCAGAAAUAUUACACUAACCCGCGCCACCAGAGAGGAGGUUUUGCACUUUUCUGUCCUUGGGGGACAGGAGAGGGGCUGUGGUAUUUUUAUUUCCAAAGUAGAAAAAGGCUCCAAAGCUUAUGAGGCUGGCCUCAAAAGAGGAGACCAGAUUUUGGAGGUAAAUGGAGCCAGUCUGAGUAAUGUCUCACACAAUCGGGCACUGGAACUGCUAAGGGGAACAACUCAUCUAUCUCUUAAUGUCAAAUGCAACUUACUGGACUUCAAGGAACUGCUAGAAGUACCAGACAAACGGAUGAGUAAGGAGGACACACCUACCCUGAACAAAAGGUCCUCCACUGGAGACCUCGAGUCAAAAACCCCAAAAUGUGAAAAGAAGGAGAAAAGAGACAAGAAAAAAUUCUAUACACUUGGCAAACAUAAUGUGUUCAAUUAUAUUGGAGGAAAAAUUCUCUCAAAAAUGCCCUCCACAAGUAAUUUAGGGAAUAGUGAGAGCCUGAAUCGGUCGGAUGAGAGCCUGUACAAGGGCCCCUCCUCGAGAUCUCGGCUGCCCUCGGCCAGUUCUCUGACCACACUAGGUGUUCAGUCCCAGCACCUUAGUGCUAGCAACCCAGACCUUUCUGCUCUGACAGUGGAGGAGAGCAUAAAGGAAUACCCAGACUUGGUUGUCAAAGUGUACAAAGCGGACCAGACAUUUAAAUACCUGCUCAUCAGCAAGGAAACCAAUGCUAGAGAGGUUGUGUUACAAGCACUGCAGGAGUUUGGAAUCACAGAGCCUAGCAGCAAUUUCUCAUUGUGUGAAGUCACAGUGGAAAACGAGAAUCUAGUCAAACAAAAACGCCUGCCAGACUCCAUGACCAAUCUCCCGGACCGAGCGAGCUUAAAUGGAAGGCGUACUGUUCCAUGUGUACUCAGGUAUUACCUCAAGAACAAUAUGAACACGGAGACCUUGGUCCCCGACGAGUUACGCGGGGAUCUCAUUAAGGAGGCUCAGAUCACCAUCCUUCAGCUCCGCACCACAGAGGUGGCCUCGCAGCUCACGCUGGACGACUUUAAGGUGUUCGCCAGCAUUCAGCCCACCGAAUACAUUGACAAACUGUUCAACAUCAAGUCCAAAUAUGGCAUACCAAACCUGGAAAAGUUUGUGGAGCUUGUUAAUAAAGAAAUGUAUUGGGUUAUAACAGAAGUCUGUUCAGAACCCAACGUUGUCAAGAGAAUGAGAAUCAUCAAACAGUUUAUCAAGAUUGCAAAGCAUUGUAAGGACUGCAAGAAUUUUAACUCCAUGUUUUCAAUACUAAGUGGGCUUGACAAAGUGUACGUCAGUCGAUUGCGCAACACUUGGGAAAAAUUAUCUAAAAAGGAUUUGAAGACAUAUGAUGACUUAAAAGAAUUGAUUGAUCCAUCUAAAAACAUGUCCAAGUACAGAAGUUAUGUUGGUAGUGAACAUGUACAACCACCAAUGCUUCCAUUGUUUCCUGUGGCAAUGAAGGAUUUGACUUUCUUAAAAGAUGGAAACGACACAAAAGUGGAUGGACUGAUAAACUUUGAAAAGUUCAGAAUGAUAGCGAAAGAAAUUCGCCACCUGUGCUCUAUGUGUUCAGCAAAAUAUGAUGUGAAUAACAUGUUUCUCGGCCCACAAAGUAUGAUUGAGAGUUCUUGGAUCAUGGGAAUGGCCACCAUGAAAAGGGUAAAGAACAGGCGAGGGUCUGCUCUCCCCAACGCCAAGAAGAUGUACGAGGAGGCCCAGAUGGUUCGAAGGGUGAAGUCCUACCUCAGCAACAUCAAGGUUAUCUAUGAUGAGGACAAACUCCGGGAAAUGUCCUACCAGUGUGAACCGGACACUAAAGUACGGAGAGUUGAACAUUCUCCAAGUGUUCCCAAUAUCACCAUCCCAAAGGAUGACAAAGCAGCUGCCAUACCAACAGGUCCAAAGUUUGGUGCUGAAUCUCCCCAAGCAAUCCAGAAACUGAUGGGAUUGUCCACCUCAGUCAAACCUCAUAAAUCUCAUUACCCCCACACCCCUGCUCCGUCGGGGGUGACAAGUCCGUCCCUAAGCUCUGGGCGACGACUACCCACAUCUCCCCGACACUCCGCGGCCCUACGGUCCCAUCCAGUUCAACUGUCACCUGAGAGUUCAUCCUUCGUCAGUCUUAGUAAUUUUGUAAAUCACCGCAGGCCCCAGCGUACUGGCUCACAAACAUCCCAAUCAUCCUUGACCUCCAACGAGUCGAGUUCAACAGACACAACACAAGUCAGCCAGGGCUCAUCACACCCCCAGUACGCGCGGCUGUCCAACAACCACCACGAGUCUCCUGACUCAGGCCGACACAGCAUGAUCUCCACAGCUUACGAUACUCAGAGCACCACCUCAGCCGGCUCCAGUAACAGUCUGUCCAGUCACUCCCCCCCACCCCACUUCCGGCGCCAGGGCCCCCAGACCGCACCGCCCUUUCUCCAUCAACAUAGUACUCCACCUCUGCCCCAGGCUCGGGCGAGGCCACCGCUACCGCCCUAUAAUGUUGUCAUGCAAAAUUCACCAGCCUAUAGCCAUAUUAUCCAUCAAACGUACACUAAAGUUCGUCGGCCACCCCUGCCUGAUUACCAAUCUGCUACCCAAAUGGCCCAACUAGCUCGCCAGAAGCAUUAUUGGCAGAUGGAACGAUCUCAUUCACAUGAAGGGGUUGUAGGAUACUGCAAUGGGCAGGCACCUUAUUACCGAGUCUCUGAUGAUGAAGAGGAACAGGUGUCUGCAGUGUGAAUAGACUCUCUGUCGUCAUUACGUAAAAGCUGUUCUUGGACCAAGGCAGGGUCUACAACAUCCCAGUGUCAGCUAACCCUGACAGGGAGGGCGGGUCAUGUUCUGUUUAACAACAGAAAUGGACAUGGGGCCCCCAGCUGUUUUGAAGUGCAAUUCUUCCUGCUCAUCUGUGAUAGUCAAAAAAACAAACCUAUAAUCCUCUCUUAUGUUGGGGAGAAUGUAAGUGCAAGAAAUCUUCUUGUGCAUAUUCAUGUGCAAUUUGACAAAACCUAGGACAUGCUAUGCAUGCAUAUUAGUCACAGUAUUAACUAGACGAGGAUCUGAUAAUGUGUCUACCUGAUCUGAAAUCAUACAACCUUGUGUGUGGUGAUAUGUGUCGCUGUGUUCAGAGGAGAGACUUCUGCCGAGGAUGGUACUUCCUACAUACAUUGAUAGUGCUAUUACCAUGAUCAUAUUUUGUCACGUGCCAUCACAGAAAAUCAUGUAGAGCUUCCUUAUUUUUCAAGGAAAAGGACUCCAGAAAUUCAUAGAUGUAUUUCUAUAUACCAAAGAUUCAAGUCGUCAUUUUACUCAUUUUGUUCAGAAAUGGCAAGAACCAUAUUUUAUUACAACUGUUAUAAUCAUCAUUUUUUUAAAACAAAAAUCAUCCUUGUUUAAUUUAUUAGAUAUAUAAAGUUUUAUAUACUGUACAUCUAUAUGUUUACUUACCUGUAUCUUUGAGAGGACAUUUUAUCUACUGUAUAUGAGGCAUGAUGAAAUCCAGGUGACUUACUCAAGCAAGAGGAGAUAACUCUUCACAUAGGUCUUCAAGAACCAAAGAAACUUGGGUUUAUAUAUGGAAUAGAGAUCUUGGAAAUUAUCUUACAAUUCUGCAUAUAAGAUUUCAACAGAAUAAUAGAUUAUUAACAGUAAUAUAAACAGAAUAUGAAAACAUUAAUUUGAAAUUACAUCCAAUAAAAGCAACUUUCUAAAUGUUAUACACCAUUUAAGGUUCAUCAAGAGGGAUAUUAUUGCAUAAUGUUAAAAAAAAGUCAUUGCACUUUACAUUAAAAUUAAUGCAAGGCAAAUAUAUGAUGGUAUGCAAAGUUUAAAUUCAAAGUAAAAGGGAAAAUUAUUUAAGUUAUAUUUUUUCAGUCUGAGGUGAAAUUUAUGUAACUGUAAUAUCUGAAUGUGUAUUUUCUUCUUUUGAGGCCAGGCAGGUCUUUUCUAUGAUUGGUUUAUUUCAUUACCGUAGUAUCAGAUGGGUUUUUAGCUAAUGAAGAAAAUUAUUUUUUUAUAUCCUGAAAUUCAGUUUACCCACAAAUUUGAUACUAACAUGAAAGGAAAUCAGAAAAUAAAUAAUUGAAUUGUUAUGCCAUGCCAUUUGAUAACUUCUAAAUUUCUAGUUCACCUAAUAUUGUUUGAUACCUCUAUCCACUGAGUUUAUAAGAUAUGGAUGGACUUUGCUUUCUUUUGAAGGUUUUGUCAUAAGAAACUCUUCUGUAAUAUACUAAGUUCACUUAAUGACAGAGUAAUAGGUAUUUCCAGUAUUAUGUAUUUUUAGCAGCUAUAAGUCUUGAACACUGCCAAAUCAUUGCCAACAGAAUAGAGUGUCAUGGUGCCUAUAUUGUAAAAGACAUUCUAUUUUUUUUACUCUCUUUGAAGAUCUAAGAUUCCAUUUAAUGAAAGUUUGGUUUUGAAUGUUACACAAAUACAGGUAGUUUUUUUCCCCAUUUUUGACCGCACGUUUUAGUAAAAUACUGGUCCAUGUAUUAGUUUAAUUGAUUACAUGAAGACUGAAACAGCAGAAAUUCCAAUAAGCAAUAGAUUGUUAAUUAACAAAAAUAGAUUUAACUGUGUGAGUAAGUGGAAAUGUGUAAUGCUCAUUAAUUAGUAAUUUUAUUUACUGUAUGGUUUUAGGGAUAAAAGGAAUCAUUUUUAAUCUGGAUUUUUUUCAUAUUUUGGAACACUGGAAAUGACACGUGAUCUGAAAACUUUUAUUUGUUCAACUUGCUGAUGUACAGUAAAUAAGUAUUACAACGAAGUCACAAAAUAAUACAGUUUAUCAUGCAUCUGUAUAUAAUUUUUCUUAUUACCAGGAAAAAUAAAAUAAAAUGUAAAACAAUA